This is a messenger RNA of Daphnia carinata, 6224 nucleotides long. RefSeq lists its product as uncharacterized. NCBI's taxonomy places the organism in Eukaryota, Metazoa, Arthropoda, Branchiopoda, Diplostraca, Daphniidae. The record is from RefSeq and is a predicted model, not a curated record. The coding region runs from base 1407 to 5804 and encodes 1465 amino acids. The transcript is spliced from 8 exons.
UUCCUUUCUCAAAUGUUAUCUGUCGAUAUCCUUCUGCUUAUAGCGUUGUAGCCUAUUUAAUUUAUGGAAAAAUUUCUUCUUAAAUCUGUCGAGCCAAUUUUAAAAGCAUUUGGUGUUAAAAUCGGGUGCAAUUUUCCUAUUUUGCAAUUAAUUUCUUACCGGGUUUUUACUACUAGAAGUGGCACGGUUUACGUAGAAUGUAAAAUUCGAAGGUUUACACAUCGCGAUCUUUUUCCAUUUCUGAAUUUACUCAUAUUAUUUCAUGUAAUCCAUACAUCCAGAAUGAUGAGUUGUCACCUUCACAGGUGUGUUCAGCAUCUUUGCUUAUCUCCGCUUCAUUGGGUUUGUAAUGGGGAUAAUCAAAUCUGUGGUUUAGGUGGAUGUCUAGGAGGGAGUAGGGAUUUUCCUUAUUUCCCUUUGCUCGUUUGCGUGACAAGUUAGGCUGGUAAAGCCAAUCGAAGAAAGAUCAUUGUGCUUUCGAUGGUGAUGUGACUCGAUGUAUUCGUGUACACCUCCGCCAUUGAAAUAUGUUUGUGUGAGUCGCAGGUGCAGCCAUGCUGGAUGGACGUUCAGAUGGAAGAUAAUCUUUGCGUUUGUUCCACCCGCUGGAAUAUGGGGCGCAUGGUUGUCUCAUUGGGUGUCAUUGGUAAUCUGACUGCCAUCAUUGGAAAUUUGGCCGGCAUUUUCGGAUGUCUCGUCGGACUAAACGACGCCGUUAUCGCCAUUACAUUUGUGGCGUUUGGAGAUCAGAUCAGAUCCCUGCCGGAUCUGUUCGCAAGUCGGGCUGCUGCGAUUAACGAAAAAUAUGCUGACAACGCUAUCAGAAACGUGACUGGAAGUUGAUGAUUUCAAAAAUGAACACCCUAAAUAGCAAUGGAAAUUGAAAGCCAUCGGCCAGAAGUGACAGAAACGAUAAAAAAAUCAUCUCAUUUCACGUCUGGCAACGAGUGUCCUACACCUACGGGAGAGCUAUCCUUAUCAUGCACGAUUAUGUUCUGGAUAAUGAUAAAGUCCCCAGCUAUUUCUCUAUUGAUUGUUAGUUAACAAUGAUUCCAAAAGCUGCAGCCCGCCAACUUGGUUGAACCUCUGAAUUGUCACAAGCCCAUCUCUUUGUGACUUGAUCCGCUUACCGAUCAAUUGUCGUCAUCGCGCAUCUUCGACAAGAGAAUCACGUGAAAAACUGGCGAACAACGUUAUCCAUUUCAGGAGCUUGCAGUUCAUUUGCUAGUCAUUGCAACAAUACUUUAAUGAAAGAUCGCUUUAAAAAAAAGGACUAAAAUCCAGCCGGCGUCCAUCGAGAUAACGUUAUCUACUAUUGGCAUUGUUUGUUAAGAUAAGGCCUUUUGUCUAGACAAAAGUGGGUUUCCUAGUUCCACAUUUUGGUUAGAAAAACGGUGCCUUGCAAAAUGGUAUUGGGCAAAAAAGAAAAUGAUGGGCCAGGCUCUGGCCAUAUUGACGACGUCACCCCAUCGAGGAGCACGUCAGCAUCAACGGCGCAAGUAGGAAACCAAAUCAAAAAGGUAGUUGAUGGAAGCCACGGUUGGAAGUUUGAAUCUAAAUUGUUGACAUUGUUUUGCAUUCGAGCACUUGCGGCCGGUUAUAAGUUUGAAGUGGCCAAAGAAAGGGAAGACUUGGGCGGUAAAUUUGACGACUUGAUUUUCCGAUAUCAAGUCUCAGAUGGAACGCCUGAAGGUAAACGUUGGCGCUAUCGCUGCUUGCAAGCCAAACACAAGGUUGACGAGUCAUUCAGGAUAAAUGCAACCCACCUCCUCGAAGACAAUGACAAGGGUGAAUUCAGCUUACCAAAAUAUUUCCGUUCAUUCUGCGAGAUGAAAACGAGUCGGGAAGACAUUCACGACUGUAUCCUUUGCACCAACAGCGGUAUUAACUUGGAUGAUUUUGAGAAGAAGGGUAUCAAAUUUGUACAGCUUAAGGCAACCAGCCAACCUGAAGACAUUCUAGAAUUUGGUCCGGAAGAAAAGCAAAGAGAAAAGACGUACACAGUUCGUUAUAAACUAGAAUUCACAAAAGAUAACGUGUUGUCAGACAUAGAUCGUCUUGCCAAACAGUUGGAAGUCUUCGCGGUAAAAGGUGACAAAGCUGAUUUUAGACCCUUGGGAGUCUUAAAAACGUAUCGCGUUGCUUUAAUCAAUGAACGCGUCAUUGAUUUAAACACGAAAAAGUUCCAUUUGGAUUUUGUGAACGAGGCUGAAAAUCUGUCCGAUGAGGCUAAACAACUACGUCAAAUCCUCAGCAAACAGUUGAAAAUGGACAAGUUGCAAAAAUGCGAAUUCAGUCAGUAUAGCAAAUUAGAAAAAACUGAAUGCGGCAGGAAAACGGGAAUUCCGCAGACGUUAAAAAUCGAGGACGCAGACGUUAACGCGUUUCUUGAUAAAUUCGUGUUGGUCGUAAACAUGCCAAACGAAGAGGAAUUGGAAGACAUUUUACAAACUCAAGACGUGAGCAAGUACUACCCUAAGAAAGAAUGCAAACUGCAAACGAUCCGCUUAGUCAAAGAAAUAUCAGAAUUUUUUAAAAAGGAAACAAAGAAUUGGAUAACAUCAGAAAAUGCAAAGAACAUGCUAUUAGCUGGUGUCACGGACGUAUCACAACAAUAUAAGGAAGAAUUGGGAAAUGAGGUGGGGUUCAACGAAGUAGCCAUACAAGAAAUGGCCGUUAAACUAAAACAUUUGCUGGACAGAAGCAACACGAUUAAGCGCAUUACCACAUCAUCACCGAGACAUACGGCCGUCAAAGUCAUUUCGACCUUUCCAGAAUUGCAACGGGGAUAUAAGGCAUCAAUUAGCCACCUGGUGAUAUCAUCUAAUCAAUUACAAUCCAAGGAAGACGCGGAGCGAUGGAAAAAUGUGUUGAAAUUACCGAACGAUUCUGACCAUUUUCUGCUAGUCGUUUGCGAUGAUGGCGUGCAGCCGUUACAAGAACAUCAUGUUGCAAAAUUGGGUGAAGGAGAGACAACACAACGAAAUAAGGUGAUUGUCAUCAGCGGCAAGAAAGCUGCAAUCGCUUAUCAUAUACGCGAUGAAAUCAAGUAUACACAGCUAGGUAAAUCCUUCAAGCAAAAGAUCCUGUCGAUAAGGGUUUCAUUCCAAGGAAAGAAUGAAACUGUUGGGCGUUUAGUUGGCCCUAAGCCGGAAAAUGUGUUGGAUUCCUUAGAAGAGCUUCUACGUCCUGAAGUUGGGCAAAUCAUCAUUCCAUCGUUCGAUUCAUCCCGUUUCAAGAAAUCCCUUUACAUCAAUAGACGAGUGAAAUAUGCAUUUGACGGACGUUUCAUCGCUGAUCUAGCCAAGCGUUUGGAAUGCACUGUGAAAAAACUAAACGGGGAAUGCAGAAUCAGUUCGCAGGGCCAAAUUGAGUGGCUGGUCGACGGCGAGCGUCGCAAACAAAUUUGGGAAAACAUAACUCAAAUGAACGACCAAUCGUCAGGAAAAAUUUUUGAAGACAGCCAAUUAAUUCAGUUUGGCGAGGAGCAGAAUGAGCAUCCGGUUGUCAUCAUAUGUGGCGUGGCUGGAACAGGCAAAUCGACUCUCCUUUCCCACUUCUACAGUGAAAUCAAGAAGAAGAAGCCUGACUGUUGGGUUAUCAGAUUGAAUUUAGUUGAACAUUGUGAUGCCAUAUUGAAUCUCGAAAGUAGCAGACCUGAUUUCAUUGGAUUCCUCAUCGAUCAUCAGCAUGUCAUCUACAAUAAAUGCCCGUUUUCUCGCUCGUUGCUGAAUCACCGGUUCAAGACGGGCCAGCAGAUCGUCUUCAUGUUUGAUGGCUACGAUGAAAUCGGUGGAAAACACCAAGAAAUUGCGGUUCAAAUGAUGAAAUCCAUUCAAAAGAAGGGCAUUCAACUGUACGUCACUACCCGCACCCACAUGGCCUAUCAUCUGCAAAAUGAAUUAUGCCAGUUGGCUUAUUAUUUGGAAAACUUUAGUGAAGUGGACCAAAUCAAUUAUCUGGCCAAGUAUUGGACGAAAGAAUUGGAACUGCAGGAUGGGGUGCAAGAUGGAGCCAUCAAGGAAUUUGCCAAAUCGCUGGUGGCUCAAGUGUCGGAGAGUCUGAAAGACGAAGAAAGAGCCUUCAUCGGAAUCCCUUUGCAAUGCAGAAUUCUCGCCGAAUGCUACCAGCAAAAAGUUGGCGACAUUGUGCGAAACAACAAUCGACAAUCUGAUAAAUUAUUGUCCCAAAAACUGUUGGCUUUACUUGACGAUCAGAAAUUUGAUUUAGUUAGUCUGUACAGCCAAUUGAUGGAAAAAAAACGCGACAUCUUUCUACAGGAAAAAAGCCAAGCCGGCUCCAAUCCGAUUGUGGAAUUUGCUAUGAGGAGCACGAUAAAGAAAAUCGACUUACGAUUAACGAAAUUGGCCGUCGAAACCAUCGUCACUGAACCAAAUGUCCUCAAAAUGUUUUGGCCAACAGAAUUUUCGGGCGAAUCCAGCGAUGAUGUGGUUCAAGAAGAAAGUCACAGUCUGAAUUAUGGCUUAACGUUUUCUAAUGGAGAAGGAACGCGACCUCAGUUCUUGCAUCGGACGUUUGCCGAGUAUUUUGUCGCCAAAUAUCUUUACGAAGGAUUUCAUCACGAUGAUGAAUGUCACAACAAACUGCCAGAAAAUGAACCCAUUCGACAAUUGAUUCUGAAAAAAAUCUUGGCCUUGAAGCAAUACGACGGAGUUCAAGUGUUUUUCGAUGGCAUGGUGAAGACUUUGGUCGAUGAGGAUCAAGAAUGGCGUAAGAAAAUUAAUCACCGUGAAUUACCGGUUCGACUCACGAAGAUGAUGACACACGAGACCGGGGAAGUCCAACCUGACUUUAAGAAGGCCGUCCAUUUUUCUAUUUUGAAUGGGAAAGGCAACAUAUUCCGAUUGUUUUGUGACUGUCUUGAUGCCACAUUCGAAAGAAGUGAAGUCUCUCAAUUUGUAAUGAGUACCUUUUUCGAACGGUCAUCCAAUUUUUAUUCGCGCACUUUUUUUGAAGAAAGCAAGUUCUUUAAACGAUUCAUCAAUUAUUUCGGCAUCGAUCCACGCGACCAGAAUGUGUUUCUUACAGAUGACUACCAUACGUCUACGACUAUAGAACAUCUUAUAAGACAUAUGUUCCCAUACAGUGUUUGUCAGUUAAAGAAAAACCGGGACGGGCACCUGGAAACGUUGGAUGACUUUCUUGAGUUUUUGGAAAAUCGGAAUGUGGCUUUCGAUGAAUGUCUUCUGAAGUCCUCUGAAGAUGACCGAAUUAACAAUGCUUUGGUAUGUUUGAUUUGUCACGACAAAUGUCGUAGUAAUCUGAAAAGAUUUCUCGCGCUUUUGUCCAAAUCGACACGUUAUUCGGACGAUUUCAAGUUCGCCAAAUUCUUAAUUAAAGUUUUCAAGUCUGAAAAAGAACUGAUGACUGGGCGAAUUGCCGAAACCGUGACUAUUUUAGACGCACUAGGUCGGUCUACUCUUCUCGUUCAACUUUACGGCGAAGUUUUGUUGAUAGAUCCCGAAGCAUAUCAGCAUAUUUACCAGCCGUUUCGCUUAGAGGAAAACGACGCCAUCCCGACUGACCUCGACAUCCUAUUGGAAAGGGAUUCUUAUGGCAUGACUCUUCUUCAUCGAGCAGCCUUCUACGGUGACAUCGACAUAGUCGAGCAAAUAUUAGCAAGACUUAGUCGGCCAUUUCCCCACGUAAGAGCUACACAAGCCAUUCGCGGGCUGAUGCUUGAACGUAGCAGUCCGUUUUUGUUCGCCACUGCUAAAAAUCACAUGCAAGUCUGUCUCAAACUGUUGGUCUUUUUGAGAGAUUUUGUUUUCUCGACUAACUGACGGAGUUAACUGAGCUGAACGCAUUCAUUCACCGGUCACUUGAUCACGCCAUGAAAUCGGAAAAUGCAGAAAUGUUUCAACUGAUAUUGAACGCCUUCAAGAAAGAACCGAGUUUUUUUUUAAACUAGGAAAAGAGUUGUCAAUUAUCUCAACCACGAAUACAGCGUUCUGGCGUACAACUGUCAACACUUUGCUGGUUUGAUUUAUGGGUUCAUUUAAAAACUAUUCUAGUUAUUCCAUUCUUCUUAACCUGUAGUGCUUUAUUCCCCUUGCAGUCUUGAUUCAGUGCAGCAUUGUAGCCCAUGAAAUCAAUACAAACUCUUUUGGGAAUUUCAAAACAUACAUGCAUAAUCAUACAUUGUGUUAGUCUGGUUUUUCACGAAAGACGAAUAAUACAACUGCCGCAUUAUUGCCGAACAA